This is a messenger RNA of Didymodactylos carnosus, 333 nucleotides long. NCBI's taxonomy places the organism in Eukaryota, Metazoa, Rotifera, Eurotatoria, Philodinida, Philodinidae. The record is from the annotation of a GenBank genome assembly.
AUGAUAUCAAUUAGUCCUACGACCAUUCAACCGCCGCCAACGGCACUGCUGUGCCUGGAAGUGGGCUUCAAGCCGUCGUAUCGUGCACCUGUCUUUGAAACUACAAUAACAACUGAAACACUAAUGUCACGAUCCGAUAGCAGUCGUCAAAAUCAGGAUCAUAAUUCUAGUUUUAAUCUAAUACAGUCUCAACAACGUAUAGCAACAUUCAGCAGUGAUGAAACAGUUCAAUUACAAGUGAACGGACAACUGAAUGAUAAUUAUGGUGAUGAUGAUGCAAGACAAGACCCAGAUGAUGAUACGUUAUUAACUACAGGAAUUUUUUAUCAAUAG